Messenger RNA from Drosophila santomea, 7526 nucleotides. RefSeq names its product tyrosine-protein kinase Abl (gene Abl). The record is from RefSeq and is a predicted model, not a curated record. Gene Ontology annotation, molecular function: ATP binding; protein binding; non-membrane spanning protein tyrosine kinase activity. Gene Ontology annotation, biological process: protein phosphorylation. Bases 764 to 5923 code for a protein of 1719 amino acids. Lineage: Eukaryota; Metazoa; Arthropoda; Insecta; Diptera; Drosophilidae. The transcript is spliced from 9 exons.
UUUAAACGACCGACGAGCGGUCACACGAGUGCAAGUUGGAUUCCAAUUCGAUCCGUCGCGGUGCGUGGAAAAAAUGCACAGAUGUAGAUAAAUCAGCAAGCAACGCUAGCAGAUCAGAUACAGCUAUAUCGUCGCGAAAACCGAUUAAUUUACCAUGUCCAGCGGAUCCUCCUGCGGAUCAAUUAAACCGUAAAGAAGGAGAGCGAGCGACCGUGAAAGAGAGAGAGGAGUAGCCAGAGGCGGAGGCGAAAGACAAAGUGCAUUUUCAGGGCGUGUUUUUGAGACCCCCUCGCCAGCAAAGCUCACCCAGCCUCCCAGCCGUCGACAAGAAGUUUGCCGACACAUCAUUUUGCCAACAUGCUGCAAAUUCGCAAAUUCACCUGAGCGGCCAGUAGAACAACAAAUCAGAUAAAUCGCAAACUUCCUUUUUCCUCCGUGCGUGUGUACUUCUGUGUGUGCGUGAGUGUCUCCAAUCUUUUUUGUCUACUCCAAAAACGCAGAAAGAGAAAGAAAAAUGUGUGUGUGUGUGUGUGUGUGAAAUAAAUUAAAGCAAAGCAAAAGGCAAAACGGCAAAUAAUUGAGCAAAAGGCCAAGAGAGAAGAGCUGAAGCUGAAGUAUAUAAAAAAAAAGCAAAGCAAAUAAUAAGUAGUAGUAGUAAGCGAAUAAGCCGAAGCACCAGGAGCCGAGAGAGGAGGAGAGCGAAAAGUGUACAAGUUGUUGUUGCUGCGCAAGAGCGAAAAACCACCCAACCACCCACUGGCAAAUGGGGGCUCAGCAGGGCAAGGAUAGGGGCGCCCACUCGGGAGGGGGCGGCUCGGGUGCCCCCGUCAGCUGCAUCGGCCUCUCCAGCAGCCCAGUGGCCUCCGUCUCCCCCCACUGCAUCUCCAGUUCCAGUGGCGUCAGCAGCGCCCCCCUCGGCGGGGGUUCCACGCUCCGUGGCUCCCGCAUCAAGUCCUCGUCCUCCGGCGUGGCCAGUGGCAGCGGAUCAGGGGGCGGCGGUGGAUCCGGAUCGGGGCUGAGCCAGCGCAGUGGCGGACACAAGGAUGCACGCUGCAAUCCCACCGUGGGUCUCAACAUAUUCACCGAGCAUAACGGUACCAAGCACAGCUCUUUUCGCGGCCAUCCAGGCAAAUAUCACAUGAACUUAGAAGCCCUGCUGCAGUCGCGUCCAUUACCUCACAUUCCGGCCGGAAGCACGGCGGCCUCUCUUCUGGCGGAUGCGGCUGAGCUGCAGCAGCAUCAGCAGGAUUCCGGUGGACUGGGACUGCAAGGCUCCUCCCUGGGCGGUGGUCACAGUUCGACUACAUCCGUGUUUGAAUCCGCACACCGGUGGACCUCGAAGGAGAACCUGCUGGCCCCCGGACCUGAGGAGGAUGAUCCACAACUGUUCGUGGCGCUGUACGACUUCCAAGCCGGCGGAGAGAACCAAUUGAGUCUGAAGAAGGGCGAGCAGGUGCGCAUACUUAGCUACAACAAAUCGGGGGAGUGGUGCGAGGCGCACUCGGACUCCGGAAACGUGGGAUGGGUGCCCUCCAACUACGUCACGCCGCUCAACUCGCUGGAGAAGCACUCCUGGUACCACGGACCUAUCUCACGCAAUGCCGCCGAGUACCUUCUCAGCUCCGGAAUCAAUGGCAGUUUCCUGGUCCGUGAAAGCGAAAGUUCACCGGGUCAAAGGAGCAUCAGUCUCAGAUACGAGGGUCGCGUCUAUCACUACCGCAUCUCAGAGGAUCCCGAUGGAAAGGUCUUCGUCACCCAGGAGGCCAAGUUCAACACUCUGGCCGAGCUGGUGCACCACCACAGCGUGCCCCAUGAGGGUCACGGCCUGAUCACUCCGCUCCUGUAUCCGGCGCCCAAGCAGAACAAGCCCACUGUCUUCCCGCUGAGUCCGGAGCCGGAUGAAUGGGAGAUCUGCCGAACGGACAUCAUGAUGAAGCACAAGCUGGGCGGUGGGCAAUACGGUGAGGUCUACGAGGCCGUUUGGAAGCGAUACGGCAACACGGUGGCUGUUAAAACGCUCAAGGAGGACACCAUGGCGCUGAAGGACUUCCUCGAAGAGGCGGCCAUCAUGAAGGAGAUGAAGCACCCUAAUCUUGUGCAGCUCAUAGGUGUUUGCACCAGGGAACCGCCGUUCUACAUCAUCACCGAGUUCAUGUCGCACGGUAAUCUGCUGGACUUCCUGCGCUCCGCCGGCCGCGAAACGCUCGACGCAGUGGCUCUGCUGUACAUGGCCACGCAGAUAGCGUCGGGAAUGAGCUACCUGGAGUCGCGCAACUACAUCCAUCGCGAUCUCGCUGCCCGCAACUGCCUCGUGGGCGACAACAAGCUGGUCAAGGUGGCGGAUUUCGGACUAGCACGCCUGAUGCGGGACGACACGUAUACGGCACAUGCUGGAGCCAAGUUCCCGAUCAAAUGGACCGCACCGGAGGGUCUGGCCUACAACAAGUUUAGCACUAAGUCGGACGUUUGGGCCUUCGGUGUCCUGCUGUGGGAGAUCGCCACGUACGGAAUGUCGCCGUAUCCGGGCAUCGACCUGACCGACGUGUACCACAAGCUGGAGAAGGGCUAUCGCAUGGAGCGACCCCCAGGCUGUCCGCCGGAGGUGUACGACUUGAUGCGCCAGUGCUGGCAGUGGGAUGCCACCGACAGGCCCACGUUCAAGAGCAUACACCAUGCGCUGGAGCACAUGUUUCAGGAAUCGUCCAUCACCGAAGCGGUCGAGAAGCAGCUGAACGCCAACGCCACCAGCGCGAGCAGCUCCGCUCCGAGCACAUCGGGCGUGGCCACCGGCGGAGGAGCCACAACCACGACGGCGGCCAGCGGCUGCGCUUCCUCAUCCUCGGCCACCGCCUCGCUAAGUCUUACACCGCAGAUGGUGAAGAAGGGUUUGCCCGGCGGGCAGUCCCUCACGCCGAACGCCCAUCACAACGAUUCGCACCAGCAGCAGGCCAGCACGCCCAUGUCAGAAACCGGCUCCACUUCCACCAAACUAAGCACUUUCUCCAGCCAGGGCAAGGGCAACGUCCAGAUGCGUCGCACCACCAACAAGCAGGGCAAACAGGCGCCCGCCCCACCAAAGCGAACCAGCCUGCUCUCGAGCAGUCGGGACUCCACUUAUCGCGAGGAGGAUCCUGCCACCGCCAGAUGCAAUUUCAUCGACGACCUCAGCACGAAUGGUAUACACAAAUUGAAAACUGCCAACUAUUUCAGCCAGACCCUCUCUAGAAAUUUCAAGACCCAAAUUCCAACCCACCAUACACACCAAAUACGUACACAACUACAACAACAACAGUCCGUACAACAACAAACAGUACCACUGCCAGUACAGCAACAACAACAACAACCACAGCAUCAAAAGCAGAAACAACAACAGUAUUCCAUUAAGAAAUCGUCCUCCUGCAGUAGUUUUCUUUACGACAUCCUAUUUCGAGGAUUAGCCCGAGACAUCAACAGUUUGACUCAGCGGUAUGACUCCGAAACGGAUCCGGCAGCCGACCCAGACACAGAUGCCACCGGCGACAGUCUGGAGCAGAGUCUGAGCCAAGUGAUAGCCGCUCCUUCCACCAACAAGAUGCAGCAUUCUCUUCACAGCGGCGGAGGAGGAGGAGGCAUAGGUCCUCGAUCCUCGCAGCAGCACAGCUCCUUCAAGCGUCCGACUGGAACACCCGUGAUGGGUAACCGAGGGCUAGAGACCCGGCAGAGCAAGCGGUCCCAGCACCAUCCACUCGCUCCAGGUCCCGGACCGCCAGCAACUCAACCGCAUCAUGGCAACAACGGUGUGGUAGCCAGUGCCCAUCCCAUCACAGUGGGGGCGCUGGAGGUGAUGAAUGUCAAGCAGGUGGUGAACCGCUACGGCACACUACCCAAAGUUGCCCGAAUCGGUGCCUAUCUGGACAGCCUAGAGGACAGUAGUGAGGCUGCUCCUGCUCUUCCGGCCACUGCUCCUGCUCUGCCACCAGCCAAUGGACACGCCACGCCUCCGGCUGCCAGAAUUAAUCCGAAGGCCAGUCCCAUUCCGCCACAGCAAAUGAUCAGGAGCAACUCGUCGGGAGGUGUGACCAUGCAAAACAAUGCGGCCGCCAGUUUGAACAAGUUGCAGCGACAUCGCACCACUACCGAAGGCACCAUGAUGACGUUCUCCUCCUUCCGGGCCGGCGGUUCCAGUAGCUCACCCAAGCGGAAUGCCACGGGAGCUGCAUCAGGAGUACAGCCAGCCCUGGCCAACCUUGAGUUUCCACCGCCACCUUUGGAUUUGCCUCCGCCGCCCGAGGAAUUCGAGGGGGGACCACCGCCUCCUCCACCGGCGCCGGAGAGCGCUGUGCAGGCCAUCCAGCAGCACUUGCAUGCCCAGCUGCCAAACAAUGGCAAUAUAAGCAAUGGAAACGGAACAAACAACAACGACAGCAGCCACAACGAUGUAAGCAACACUGCUCCCAGUGUGGAGGAGGCCAGCUCCAGAUUUGGAGUGUCUCUGAGAAAACGUGAGCCCUCCACCGACUCCUGCAGCUCGCUGGGCAGUCCACCCGAGGAUCUCAAGGAAAAGCUAAUCACCGAAAUCAAGGCGGCUGGCAAGGAUAGUGCUCCGGCCUCACAACUGGCAAACGGUUCGGGCAUCGCAGUGGUGGAUCCUGUCUCCCUGCUUGUCACCGAACUAGCCGAGAGCAUGAACCUGCCAAAGCCGCCACCGCAGCAGCAAAAGCUGACCAACGGCAAUGGUACUGGGUCCGGAUUCAAGGCCCAGCUGAAGAAAGUAGAACCUAAGAAGAUGAGUGCGCCAAUCGCCAAAGCGGAGCCGGCCAAUACCAUCAUCGACUUCAAGGCCCAUCUGCGCCGAGUGGACAAGGAGAAGGAGCCGGCAGCUCCAGCUCCGGCUCCUGUAGCCGUAACAAACAAUGCCAACUGCAAUACAACGGGCACUUCGAACCGGAAGGAGGACAGCAGCAAGAAGUUCUCCCAGGCGAUGCAAAAGACUGAAAUCAAAAUCGACGUAACCAACUCGAAUGUAGAGGCGGAUGCAGGAGCAGCGGGAGAAGGCGAUCUCGGCAAGCGACGAAGCACAGGUAGUAUUAAUAGCUUAAAGAAACUGUGGGAGCAGCAGCCACCGGCGCCGGAUUAUGCCACCAGCACGAUCCUCCAGCAGCAGCCGUCGGUGGUAAAUGGCGGCGGAACACCAAAUGCCCAACUGUCUCCCAAGUACGGGAUGAAAUCGGGGGCCCCCAAUACUGGUGGCACUCUUCCAGCCAAGCUGGGCAAUAAGCCACCACCGGCAGCCCCUCCACCACCGCCCCCGAACUGCACCACAUCCAACCUCUCCACCACAUCCAUUAGCACCUCUAGUAGAGAUUGCACCAGCAGGCAGCAGGCCAGCAGCACAAUAAAAACCUCUCAUUCAACGCAACUCUUCACAGAUGACGAGGAGCAGUCGCAUUCGGACGGUCUGGGAUCGGGAGGUCAAGGAGCAGCAGACAUGACCCAGUCGCUGUACGAGCAGAAGCCCCAGAUCCAGCAAAAGCCAGCGGUGCCACACAAGCCCACAAAGCUGACCAUCUACGCCACGCCCAUUGCCAAACUGGCCGAACCAGCCAGCUCCGCUAGCUCCACCCAGAUAUCGCGGGAGAGCAUUCUGGAGCUGGUCGGAUUGCUGGAGGGCUCGCUCAAGCAUCCUGUGAAUGCCAUCGCCGGAUCUCAGUGGCUGCAGCUGAGUGACAAGCUCAACAUCCUGCACAACUCGUGCGUGAUCUUCGCGGAGAACGGAGCGAUGCCGCCGCACUCCAAGUUCCAGUUCCGGGAACUGGUCACGCGGGUGGAAGCACAGUCGCAGCACCUGCGCUCCGCCGGCAGCAAGAACGUCCAGGACAACGAGCGCCUGGUGGCCGAGGUCGGUCAGUCGCUGCGUCAGAUCUCCAAUGCGCUUAACAGGUAAAUGAUAAGACGGGGGAUGGACGCGCCCGACCAACAUCAGGGCAUCUGGCUGGAUGCCGAGGGUAACUUCAUCAAGCGCAAGUGAUCGGGCCCCAGUCUGUAGACCCAAUCAUCCAACCAUACCAUCCCCCGUGGAAGCAGAACCGGAAACAGAAGCGACAGUAGCAGGCCGGAAACAGGAGGAGGAGGAAAAACAGGAAACGAAACUUCAAGCCCAGCGAAGAAGAAAUGACAACUACAUCAGCAACAGCAGCAACUAAAAUCGGAGGAGGACACCUAUGUAUCGUACUUGGUAGCGUGUAGUAGUAGCUUCUAUUAUAUAUACCCAUAUAUAUCUAGUCAGAUCUGUGCAGAGCCCCGACGAACGCUUCCAGAAAAACAAGAAAUUAGAAAACCGUAAAAAAAAACAGAAAUGAAAUCAUUAAACAAUGAGUUGCUAAGCAAAUUUGGGUAAGGUCUCGCGGGAGGAUCCUUGUUUUUAAUUGUAAAGUGAGGGCACGCCUCCCACCCACUCAACCCCUUUCCAACCGCCCCUCAAACGUAUUCGCGCUUCGUUUGUUUUAUAUACAUAGAAAGACACAAGACAUGGCUUAAGAAUGAAAGGAAAUAUAUUCAUAGAAUAUCUCAAUAAACUUAGUAAUUACAAAGAAAACGCAAUGCAUAUAUACAUAUACAUACAUAUAUUUACAUAUACUAGUCGUAAAAUGUUUUAUUAUACCUAUACAUUUACAUACUUCUACAAGAUAAAAAGAUAAAGAUAUUAUAUUAUAUGAUACAUUUAACGACCACAAAACUCCCCCUUUGAGAGAAUGUAAACGACGGAAUGGAAAGCGAAUGGAAACUUGAUACUUCUUCGGUAUGCGUAGGCGCGACUUCUUUUCGAUCGUGUGUUUUAAGCCCCGCAGUAUAUAUGUCUAUGAUCAUGAUCUAUAUGUACUCGGCGUAACCAUUACAUACACAGUAGCAAAGCCCAAAGAUAUUAUUAUUAACUGAUAACUUCAACUACUACUACUCAAAUUGAUUGAUAUGUUUAGUGGCAAAGACUAUAUUGAUUUAUGUUUAAUCUAUGUUCGAGAACGAAGCGCAUCGAAAUGCUUUUAAGACGUAUACACAACCAACUGUAAUUAUUAUCUGAUAUUUUCAAGGAUUUUAAACAACUUUUAUACGUAAACAAAAAUCACAUAAAAAUUUAAAAAAAGAACAAAAACAAAACCAAAUAAAUUUAUUUCAAAAUAAACGAAUCGAGACAGUCAGGCAGGCGAGGGGCAGCCUGCGAUUAAAAAUGCAGGGCGGUCGAACCUACAGAUAUAAUUACAAAUAUUGAUGUGCAUACAAUAAACUUAUGCCUUUCCCUAUAACCCAAAAGUCCUCUUCCUUGGCCCGGAAUCGAUAAAAUGUCAAAAAAAAUAAAUAAAAGGAAAAUGGGCCAACACAGCUGACGAGGCGAAAGCGAAAAGUUGCCCAUUAUAUACACAAAUAUAUUUCUGUAACUUCUAUAAUACACCAAGCGCCUGAUAAGCGCUAAAGAAUAAUAUCUAAAACGAAAACGGAUCAAAAACAAAGUACUUCAAUGAGAAAUAAAACGAUAUUUAAAGAAUUCAAAA